AUGGAGGCCGACGGCGCGCCAAGCACGGGCCCGAACGUGGAAAACCCGGCCGAGGCCGAGCUCCUGAAGCGCUUCUUCGCCACGAUCAAGGCGGUGCCGGAGGAGCGCCGGGCCUCGGUCUACCGCGUCGCCAUCGCCGCCGCGGAGCGGUCCGCCCUCGGCGAGGACGUCGAGGCGGAUGCGUCGCGGCCCCACUCGCGGGACCCCGUGUUCAUGGCGCUCGCGCGCGGCGUCGUCCGCAAGCGCGACGAGGCGUCGGCGUCGGCCGCGAAACGGCCGAAGAAGCCCAAGGGCCCCACCGACGCCGACGCGAAACGGCCGAAGAAGCCCAAGGGCCCCAAGGCGCCCCUUCCCGGGCGCCGCGGCGGCGGGCAGGCCUUGCCGCUCUUCCUCGGCCCGCGGACCGUCGAGUCCGCGCGCGCGGCGAUGAUCGGCUACGUCGACGGCGUCUACGGCGCGAGCCGCGGCGGCGCGCGGUGCCCGCCGGACCGCUACGCGGGCUGGAGCGUCGUCAUCACGGGUAGCGCCGUGGAGCCGCUCCGGUUCGUCGACGGCGACGGGAGGGUCUGGCGCACCCGGAACGACGCGGCGCGGAAAAUGGGCCUCGUGCCAGAAAUGCGCCCGCCCGAGACGCGGAAAAUGGACCAGCAGUGGGCGAAGACGCACUUCGGCGACCGGCGCGCGCUCCUGCUCGAGGGGAGCGCUCCGGCCGCCGCGAAGGACGCCGCCGCGCCGCCGCCGGCCGCGGCGGCCCCGGACCGGGCGCCCCGCGCGUCGCCGCCGGCCGCCCGCGCGUCGCCGCCGCCGCCGCCGCCGCCGCGGCCCCUCGGGACGCCGAAGACGACGCCGACGCUCGCGCCGGGCGCCGCGCCGGCGCCCCCGCGGGCCGUCGCGCUGCCGCCGCCGGCCGCGGCCGCCGUCGCGGCGGUGCACCGCGCGCUCGCGCCGACGGCGCUGCCCGCGCGCCUCGCGCAGCCCAUCGGGGCGCCGCCGCCGCCGCGCGCGGCCGCGCCGCGCGAGGCCGCGCCGCCGCCGGCCGCGCCGGAGGCCGCGGACGAGCCCGCCGCGCCGCCGGCCGCGCCGGAGGCCGCGCCGCCGGCCGCGGACGAGCCCGCGGCGCCGCCGGCCGCGCCGGAGGCCGCGCCGGAGGCCGCGGACGAGCCCGCCGCCGCGCCGUCGCCGCCGCGGCCGCCGCCCGCGGCCGCGCGCAUCCCGCCCGUGCGCCAGUCCUACGCGCCCGUCGCGUCGCGGCCGUCGCUCAACGUGACCUUCCGCGCGAACCGCCCGCCGCCGGCGCGGCCCGCCGGCCCGGCCUCGAAGCGGCCCGCGCCGCUCGACGCGCUCCAGGCGCUGCGGAACCCGUCGCCGCGCGCGGGCCACCCCGACGGCGGCGAGCCGCGCGCCUAA
Molecule: messenger RNA, 1407 nt
Organism: Aureococcus anophagefferens
Lineage: Eukaryota; Pelagophyceae; Pelagomonadales; Pelagomonadaceae
Exons: 1
Coding region: 1-1407 (468 amino acids)
Source: RefSeq, a predicted model, not a curated record